Molecule: messenger RNA, 2153 nt
Organism: Rhodofomes roseus
Lineage: Eukaryota; Fungi; Basidiomycota; Agaricomycetes; Polyporales; Fomitopsidaceae
Product: eukaryotic translation initiation factor eIF2A-domain-containing protein
Exons: 5
Coding region: 90-1985 (631 amino acids)
Biological process (GO): translational initiation
Cellular component (GO): cytosolic small ribosomal subunit
Molecular function (GO): tRNA binding; ribosome binding; translation initiation factor activity
Source: RefSeq, a predicted model, not a curated record
CUUGUCCCCGACGUCCACGUCGUCCAACCCGUCGCUGAAGCAUUCACUUGCUUCUCCCUCACUGUCGGCUUCGAAGCUUCUGCAUUCAAAUGGCGUCCGCACCGUCUCAACAGUACGCAUUCCGCUCGCAGAAAGCUCUCGGCCUGGUGGGCGGAACGCCAAACUAUGAGCCUCUCGACCACUUCCAGGCCCCUGACGUUUCGGCUCGCACCUACCAAUACAGUGCCGACGGCCGCCUGUACGCCUAUGCGGUACCCUCCGGCGUGCGCAUCUUCCAGGCCGAGAGCGCGCAACUUUUGCAGGAGUUGCCGCUCCCGAACAUCGUCGACAUCGCGUUCUCUCCUCGCGGCACGUAUCUCUCUACCUGGGAGCGACCGACGAAACUCGAGGAUGGCACGCAGCACAAGAACCUCCGCGUGUUCUCUGCGUCGACGGGCGAGGAGCUAGUCGCAUUCACGCAGAAGUCGUUUGAGGGUUGGGAUUUGCAGUACACCCUCUCGGAGUCUCAUGCGAUCCGGCUGGUCGGCCAGGAGAUACAGGUGUUCCACCCGGCGAACUGGUCCGCUGGUGUGGUCGACAAGCUCAAGGUGGAAGGUGCGACGUCGGUCGUGCUGAGCCCUGGGCUUAAUCCCUCGGUGGCUGUGUUCGCCGCCGAGAAAAAGGGCGCACCCGCAAGCGUGAAAAUCUACGGUUUGACGGGUCUCGCCGGGCCCCCCACGUGUCAGAAGACGUUCUUCAAGGCUGAUAAGUCUACGAUCAAGUGGAACAACCUUGGCACGCAGGUGCUUGUGCUCACGCAGACGGAAGUGGACCAGGCGAACAAGAGCUACUAUGGCGAGACCGGUGGCUUCUAUCUUCUGAGCGCUGCAGGUACCUUCGAUUGCCGCAUUACGCUCGACAAGGAAGGCCCCAUCCAUGACUUUGCUUGGAGCCCGAACUCGAAGGAGUUUGCUGUCAUCUAUGGCUUUAUGCCGGCGAAGGCCAUGUUAUUCGAUCAACGGGCCCGGUCGCUUCACGACUUCGGUACCGCCUUCGCCAACUUCGUCUCCUUCAAUCCCCAGGGACGCCUCAUCACCUUAGCUGGCUUCGGUAACUUGGCAGGCAAGGCAGAUAUAUAUGAUCGCCGUUCACUUACCAGGGUCACGAGUAUCGACGCCUCCAACUCUUCGCACUGCGAAUGGUCUCCUUGCGGGCGGUUCCUUCUCACCGCGACGCUCUCGCCCCGCCUGCGAGUGGAUAACGGUAUCAAGAUCUGGCAUUGCACGGGCCCACUCGUCCAUGUCCAUCCCAUCGAGGAACUGUAUCAGGCAUCAUGGCGGCCCACUCCAGUCGAUGCGCUCCCGCCCUUCCCUCAGGCUAUCCCUCCAUGCCCUGCCCCAGCACCGAGCGUUCAGGCCCACGCCGCUGUUGCGAAGCCCGCCCCUGCGCGACCCGCUGGUGCUUAUCGACCUCCUGGCGCGCGUGGCCUUGAGGCGAGUACAGCGUAUAAGCGUGACGAGUCGGGUUCGACGAGCCCCAGUGCGCCCUCGACGCCGAAUGGGAGGUACAGUCGCAGCCCAGCGCCAGGGCGCAUCCAUGCGAACGGCCGGAAGCAUGUCCCGGGCGCACCGACGUCGCCCUCGCCCGUCCGGGCCCCUGCAGACUCAGAGAAGCGUGGGCGGAAGAAGAAAGGCAAGAAGGAUGCUGCAGCGGUUGUGGAUGCAGUGGACUCGCCACGGCCAUCCAUCGAGAUACAGGUGAACGGUAUACCGAAUGGGGCUGCGAGCCCUGUUAACGGUUCGGUACCGCCCACUCCGGGUGCUGAUGCGAGCAACUUGGACCCGAUGGCCAAGAAGGUUCGCAACCUGAACAAAAAGCUGAAGGCCAUCGAGGAGCUGAAGGAGAAACAGAAGAAGGGCGAGCGGUUGGAGGCGACACAGCUGAAGAAGAUCGAGACGGAGGCAGAGAUCCGAAAGGAGCUGACGGGGCUAGACAUCACCUCAUAGUCUGUCCCCCUCUUGGUUUCUUGUCUCUUCGUGCUUUCGAUCUUCCUUCGUUCGGCUGUCUGUGGGGAUCACAUCGCAUUUAGAGCACUCACUAUCUAUUUGUUGUUCAUUCGCGGAUUAGGGCAUCUGGGGAAACACAAACAAGCUGAAAACAUGAGAUUUACCACA